Laccaria bicolor S238N-H82 is the source of this 942-nucleotide messenger RNA. RefSeq lists its product as uncharacterized. Lineage: Eukaryota; Fungi; Basidiomycota; Agaricomycetes; Agaricales; Hydnangiaceae. The record is from RefSeq and is a predicted model, not a curated record. The transcript is spliced from 7 exons. Bases 1 to 942 code for a protein of 313 amino acids.
AUGGCCCCAUAUACAGGGCAUGCAAACAAGCGGAAUGGAAGAGAUGCCAAGUCUCCGAACAACCCGUGUAUCCGGCGAUCACUCCUGUCCAUGGUCAUCUGCCACAUCAAUACACAAGGUUGUGAGGCUUGCUGGGUGACGAUCUUUGAGUGGUGUCUCGUUUUCUUGAUCUCGCUAAUGAUCCUUACCUGCAUGAAAGUAACAGUAAAGAACCUCUCAGGAGAAAUGGGUGCCUGCAAGCGGAUUGCGGUACUCCUUGGUCGAGAAAACCAGAUGUUAGAUGACUUGAAAAGAGAUCUUGGCCCGUUGUCGAUUGUUUCAGAGGAUUCGACCUCGAGCGGCAUGAUGGUUAUGUCCGAGGAGCCACAGUUGAGAGCUACACCCAUGCAGAGGCCUGGCAAAACCAAGGCGCCUGGCAAGCCAUGUAGUUUCUCGACUGCUGGAGAAACAACAUAUCAAUCUCUGUUAAGUCCGAAGCUCUUGGAGACGGCUAACAAAAGCCUUUAUUCUAUUCGUCUGACAACGAUUUCUGAACAAAAUACAAUUGAGAAUUCUUUAUUUAAUGUCAGCUGUCUUUCUCUUCGUGAACAGAAAUUACUCGAACUUCUUGACUUGUACAUUGGGGAGUGGAAGAUGCCGCCAGCUCCUGCAAACCACUUCCAUUUUCUACGAGUUUCGAUGGGGAAGAAAAACCCAUCUGACUUCGGAAGACGGUACUUCUAUUGGGACUUACUUGACAAGCAGUGCCACACCUAUAAUGGUGUGAGUCAAUGUCAAAACUACAAGAAUUCGAUGUCCACAGAGCUCACAGAUGACGAACGUAAAUUGAUUCGUCAUGAGCUCAACACCUGGGACGCUAAGAAGUCAAAAUCAAAGAAGAUCAUAAUACAUUUCAAAUACAUCCCCACCUUGUCCCUCCUCUACCCCCUCCCUUUAAGAUAA